Molecule: messenger RNA, 1164 nt
Organism: Monosiga brevicollis MX1
Lineage: Eukaryota; Choanoflagellata; Craspedida; Salpingoecidae
Exons: 5
Coding region: 52-1164 (370 amino acids)
Biological process (GO): ribosome biogenesis; endonucleolytic cleavage of tricistronic rRNA transcript (SSU-rRNA, 5.8S rRNA, LSU-rRNA)
Cellular component (GO): nucleolus
Molecular function (GO): RNA endonuclease activity
Source: RefSeq, a predicted model, not a curated record
CGACUUGUCGAGUGGCGAGUGUGGGGAGGUGCUUUGGUGUCACCGCGCGCCAUGUCCUCGGCCAAGGGCUCUGCCGUGGCUAGCAAGAGCAAGACGUUGACGUUUGAGGGGACAUCCUCGUUCCGUCAACGCAUCGUCUUUUCGGUGCUCUCCGGACGGCCUGUUCGUUUCGUCAAAAUUCGCCCUGACGCCGAUAGCCCUGGUUUGACCGAUUAUGAAGUGACCUUUUUGAGGCUGAUUGAUACCAUCACCAAUGGCACCCACAUUUCCAUUAACGAGACUGGUACGGCGGCUUACCUUCGGCCCGGCACAAUCACCAAUGGCCGUAAGCUGCAGUUUGACUGUGGAUCCAGCCGUGCCAUCGGCUACUACCUCGAGUUUCUGCUCUGCCUGGCGCCCUUUGGCAAGGCUCCCCUCCACAUUUUCUUGUCUGGCAUUACCAACGACAAUCAAGAUCCAAGCGUGGACAUCAUCCGUACCGUCGGUCUACCAGUGCUCAAACGCUUUGGCGUGGAGGAUGGUCUUGAGCUCAAGGUCAUCCGACGCGGUCUGCGCCCCAAUGGAGGCGGUGAAAUCAUGUUUCAAUGUCCGCAUGUGCGACAAAUUAAACCAGUGCGCUGUGUUGAGCUGGGCAAGAUCAAGCGCAUUCGUGGUCUUGUCUACACUACUCGCGUGGCUCCCUCAACUGGCCAUCGUGUCGUCGAUGCUUGCCGUGGCGUUUUGAACAAGUUCAUCCCCGAUGUUUACCUGUACACUGAUCAUUAUUCCGGUGCCGAGGCUGGCAAGUCCCCUGGCUAUGGCAUUUCUCUUGUUGCGGAAACGUCGGACAAGUGCAACCUGUCAAUGGAGUUGGCCGCGGACAAGGGCCAACUCCCCGAAGAUCUCGGCACCCAGGCAGCUCAUCUGCUAUUUGAGGAGAUUGCCCGCGGCGGGUGCUUUGACACCUUUUCUCAGACCAUUGUCUUUACGCUGAUGGCGCUGGGUCCAGAAGACGUGUCCAAGGUCAGAGUGGGCAAACUCUCGCCUUUCUCCAUUCAACUGCUGCGGGAUCUUCGAUCCUUUUUCCAGCUGACUUUCAAGCUCAAGCCCGAGGCGGCAACAAAGACGCUCCUCGUCAGCGGCAUGGGUGUUGGUUACACCAACAUCCACAAAAAGCUGCAGUAA